GAAAGCAGAAGUGGAGACCAACGGUUGUAUGUGACACGGAGGAGGCAGAACAACACUGAGAAGGAACCUGUCAACUGGGCAGAAAGAUAUUCCAAUCCAUUGGCACAAUAUGGACAGAGGAGAAUACCGAAACCAUUUUGAUAGUGAAGCAUAUGAAAAUAUACCUGCAACGAAGCAGACGAAGAUUCAGAAAGAAACCAGUGAAGGAAGGAGAAGACAGAGGAGACUCCUGAUAGUUCUGGUGACCCUGCUGGUGUUUGUCUUUAUGUUCCUAGUAACCCUGACCAGCCUCAUGUUUAUCUACUAUUCCCGUAUAUUAGAAGCUAUGGACAUUAUGAAGCAUGACAUUUUACAGAUACGAAAAGAGAGUCGUAAGUGUGAUUCUAACUGGAAAGCAUUUGAUGGAAGCUGUUAUUAUAUUGUUACAACUGAGAAGAACUGGACGGAGGCCCAGACCAUUUGUAAAUCAAUGAACAGUGACCUGGUUAUUAUCAACAGUGAGAAGGAACAGAAAUUCCUUGAAAAUAUUACUAAUCAGACAGACUUUUGGAUUGGUCUCCAAAGGUAUAAAGAUGGGUGGAGAUGGGUUGAUGGAACGCUUCUUAAUUCAUCUGAUGGAUUCUGGAUGAAGGGGGAGCCAAAUAAUAAAAAUGAAGCUGAAGACUGUGUUCACAUGUGGAUAGAAAAUAAGUGGAAUGAUGAAAAUUGCACCUUACAGCAGAAAGCAUUCUGUGAGAAAUAAUGACAUGUUGUGUUGAAGACAUGGAUGUCAGCUUUAUGAGCACUUUAUUAGAAGGUCAAUGUCCAGAAAAUCACCUAUAACAUGAAGACGAAUCUAUGGCCCACACAGCUGAGGGUUUAGAGAAGCCAUUUCAGAAUUAAAUUCAGACACUAAACUAAAAACACUUAGAGAAAAGGCUUGUAAAUCAUGUUUUAUGGAAGAUACUGGGGCAAAUUCACCAGGACAACGCUAAUUCACUAAAAUACGAAGUUGCGUCCAGGGCGAUGAACGAUGGAGAAAGUUUCGCUAGCAUUAAUUCGGCAAUCAAAACGAAGUUGCGCAAGAGUUAGCUACUUUGCAUAUGGCAUUUGUUGCAGAAAUACAUUACACUACACAAGCCCAGGGAACCGUAAUAAAUUAAAAUAAAGUUGUUAUAAUGCCCUACACAUGUGCCCAGUGUAUAGUGUAUAUGAUAUAUGUAAGGAAAGUAGGAGGGAAGCCAGGUACCCUAAAAAAAUUACGAUCUUUUGCAGCCUAUCACCCUGAAAAACUGAAAAGUCGCCAGCG
Molecule: messenger RNA, 1288 nt
Organism: Xenopus laevis (African clawed frog)
Lineage: Eukaryota; Metazoa; Chordata; Amphibia; Anura; Pipidae
Gene: asgr1.L
Product: hepatic lectin
Exons: 6
Coding region: 110-742 (210 amino acids)
Source: RefSeq, a predicted model, not a curated record